Caenorhabditis remanei is the source of this 441-nucleotide messenger RNA. RefSeq lists its product as uncharacterized. The record is from RefSeq and is a predicted model, not a curated record. The transcript is spliced from 3 exons. Lineage: Eukaryota; Metazoa; Nematoda; Chromadorea; Rhabditida; Rhabditidae. The coding region runs from base 1 to 441 and encodes 146 amino acids.
AUGAAGGAUCAGGAACUGGUUGAAUUAAAGUUAGAGGAGUUUGAGUUUCGAUUGGAGUUGUCACUUCUGGAGAUGAUCGUAAAGUGGGAAAACAAUGGAAACCCGAAUAAAACUAAGGACAACUUUGAUAAAAAUACAAAUUAUGCUGACGAUGAUGACCCGAGUGGAUCAGACGAAGGUCCUGCUUCAGAAGAUGUUGUUGCUUCUGGAGCAGCUGGAGCAGAAAACGCUGAUGACGUGGCAGCACCUGGAGCAGAUGGUGUCCCCGUUUCUCUAUCUCGUUCUCUUUCACGACUACUCGGAGGUGGAAUUGGAGCAGCUGGUGGACCAGAAGAUGGAUUCGGUCCGCCUGGAGCAGAGGAUGCACCUGAUGACGUGGCAGAUGGAAUAGUGAUUUGCAUGACUGGAGGGCCAGGAGUUGGAGUUGGUCCGAUGGAUUGA